AGUCUGCUCUCUUUCUCUUUUCGGACUAUAUUCUCUCUCUUUCGGUCUCUCUCCGAAACCUAGAUUCUCAACCCCGCUUUUCAGCUUCUGCUCCCAUCAUCAAAAGGUGUAAAAUGGAAAGGCGAAUUCAACAGAGGCGAUGCCGACUGUCUUCUGGAUGAAAAGAUGCACUGCACAACCUACAAGCUAGCUGACUUCCGCAGAGAAUCGCCCAUUCCUCCAUGUUGCAACAACUCCUGACUUGGGAGAAGAAGUUCUACGAGGAAGUAAGAGAAAGCUUUACAAAAAUGCGCAGGCCAUUGUUCGCAAAGCACUCGCGAAAUGGAUUUAGUGUCAUCAUCUUAGGAGAGGCGCACACGAAUUGAAACUUCUGGUGGGGGAAGUUUUUUUGUGCCUGGCGCCAACGAAAUAGGAAUUUCAGAUUUAGAGUGCCUUCUCCCUCCUCAUAUCACAGCUAGGGUCACUUUCUUCUGUGUGCUCUGCCUCCUGCUUGUGGCCGCCGCUGAUCUUCCGGGACGAACGCUAGGCAGGCCUCGGACCUCACACCUCAUGCAACCUCCACGCUCGUGCGUCGCGCUCAAGGCUACAACCCCAGUCGCUCACACUGCUUUGCUCACACCGUUCUGCCUCCUGCAUGUGGCCACCUCUUCCGGUCUCAGAACUCGCAUCCCGCUAGCCUCAGACACUGUACUUGAGGCGACUUCCACCCUCGUGCUUAGCUAGAAAAGUAGGAGUCAGUAACAAGCUACAUGCACACAUAUUUUAGUGAAGACUACGGCAUAAUCAUGCAUUCUUAUGAAGAAAGGAGUAAAAAGAUGUCAGGUUCUAAAAAAAAUAAAGAACACUUGUCAAUUAAAGUACAAAAGUCUGGUUGUAAGGAGGUGAUUAGUGCACACAAAACUAAGCUUUCACACCCUAAACCUACAAAAUCACGAGCUCCAGUUCCUUCACAUGUAUCUAAAAAGCCUUCAGCAUUACCACCCUCUUCUUCGCAGCCACCACAAAAAUUCAAGAGAAAUUUACUAUCUUCCCAUGCCAAUCAUACACCAUCACCAUCACAAUCACCAGCUGAAUCACCAUAUUGUUCACCUAUCCAACCUCAGUCAUUUGAUAAUGCUCCUAAUAAUGAACGAAAUUUACAUCAUGCUCACUCAUCGGAUGAAAAUCAUCAAGAUGAAUCUCUUGCUCAAGAAGGUGAACUUGUCACUCAAGAAAGGCUCUUGAAAAUAGAGCCUUUUGGCAAUGACAAAUUUUCAGAAUUCUGCCCUUUCUGGAGACAUGCUAGUGAGCAAAUGCGAGAUUUGUGGUUUACUGAAUUUAGGAAAAAUUGUAUGUGGGAACCUCAACACAAUGCAAGAAUUCGUCAAAUUUUUGAGAUUAAAGAGAGUGAUCGAUUAAGAUCGUUGAUGAAUCAGGAGAGACACAAUUAUUCAAAUGACCCUAACCAUGCACCAAAAUAUAUUCCUGAACCCAUUUGGCAUCAACUAUUACAUUAUUUUGCUACAUAUUCGAACUUUAAGAACUGGUCAGCAGCAAAUACUGUGAAUCGAGCAUCAAAUGCUGGAAGUUCCAUGCAUACUGGUGGUUCCAUAUCUAUGGGUGAACAUGCACGCAGAAUGGAGAAAGCUACGGGAGUAAAACCUUCUCUAGAAGAGGUUUAUACCAAAUGCCACACCAAAAAAGACAAAAGUUGGAUUGAUGAAAGAUCUGAGAAAGUCAUUGGUGAAUUCAAAAAGCGAAAGACAGAACUUUCUCAAGUAGCUUUAUCCUUGGAUAAUGAGGGAGAUGUUGAGGCAUCUAAGGAAGGCCUAGAUAUACCAGAUGAUUAUACUGUUUGGAACGAAGUUGUGACAAAGGGAAAAAAGAAAGCUGCUUUUGGUUUAGGUUCUUUUGGCUUAGAUCUCUCUUCAAAGUUGGAUUCCAAAAAUUGUCCAGAGACAUCCAAAGACAAUCUAAAUAUUGAGCAAGAACUUCACAUGUGGAAAGAAAAAGCAAAGGAGCAAAAAAUAAUCAAUGAAGAGCAAAAUGUUAAGUUGAAAGAUGCUGAGCACAAGUUAAAAGAUCAAGGACGUCAACUAAAAGUUCAACAGAAAAGAAUUGGUUCUACUGAAAAGACAAUUCAUGCUUUGUAUAAAAAGUUGAAUCUCUCACUUCCUUCAACCUUGUCUGAUCCUACGGAAGAUGAGCUUGGGACAGGCUCUAGUGAUGAUAACAUGAGUGAUUGAUAUUUGGAGUAUAUGUUUCUUCUGAUUUAGAUUAAGGAAUUUUAGGUGAAUUAGUUAGUACAUUUUAUUUUAUUCAUGAUAUUUGACUUUU
This is a messenger RNA of Arachis duranensis, 2316 nucleotides long. RefSeq lists its product as uncharacterized. The record is from RefSeq and is a predicted model, not a curated record. The coding region runs from base 750 to 2225 and encodes 491 amino acids. The transcript has 11 exons. Lineage: Eukaryota; Viridiplantae; Streptophyta; Magnoliopsida; Fabales; Fabaceae.